This is a messenger RNA of Penicillium manginii, 2193 nucleotides long. RefSeq names its product Zn(II)2Cys6 transcription factor. Gene Ontology annotation, biological process: positive regulation of transcription from RNA polymerase II promoter by galactose; DNA-templated transcription. The record is from RefSeq and is a predicted model, not a curated record. Gene Ontology annotation, cellular component: nucleus. The transcript has a single exon. The coding region runs from base 1 to 2193 and encodes 730 amino acids. NCBI's taxonomy places the organism in Eukaryota, Fungi, Ascomycota, Eurotiomycetes, Eurotiales, Aspergillaceae. Gene Ontology annotation, molecular function: DNA-binding transcription factor activity, RNA polymerase II-specific; RNA polymerase II cis-regulatory region sequence-specific DNA binding; zinc ion binding.
AUGGUUGGGAGUUUGGAUCAUUCCCUGCCAGGACCUGAAAACCAAGUGGAGCCGCAACAUCGCCAUCGCCAGAGACGGCUUCAAGUAGCCCGAGCGUGUGAUGCUUGUCGGCUUCGCCGCACCAAGUGCGACAAUGGCAUACCAUGUUCAAAGUGCAUAGCACGUGGAAACCACUGCAGUAAUAGUGGUUCGGCCAAGACCUCAACUCUCACAGAAGCCUCCGAAGAGAUUGCUCGCCUUAGGCAGAAAGUUCAGGAACUAGAAACAGAGCUCAAACGACAGGCUUUUGGCCAACAGAACCUACCAAGUCCUGCAUCGUCACAAUCAUCACUGCCUUCGGCUCGUGUCUCUACGGGAAAUAUCCCAGGCCCUGAUUUAAGAAGGUACUGCGAUGGUAUUCAAUUUAAACCUACGCGCUCCUCUAACGAAACAUGGUUUGGGCCAUCAUCGCUUUACUCUUUUAUUCAGGGUCUUAGCGAGUCUCUCGGUCUGGAACCGCGAAAGGAAAAUUCCGCCCAAUGUUUGCAUCCUGUAACAACCAGUGAUCACAAAUUUCUGGACGUCCCUGAGUCGGGUCUCCUUGGAUGUACUAGCCGUCCAUGGGCACCUCCAGCCGAGGAUAUUCCUAAUUCGGGGGUUUACUUGAGUCUCAUCCAAGAGGACUACUUUUUAAAUCUUUAUUGGCAAACUAACCAUACAUCGCGUUUUCCGAUUGUGGACGAGACACAGUUCAAGAAUCAUUAUCAGUCUCUAUUAGUGGGUGACGGACAGGAUCGGAGACCCUCAGCCCUCGUCGAUAUUAUAAUUGCCAUGUGCAUGCAAUAUGCAACCUCCACAAUGCCUGCAGGGGCCCAAGGAAUUCUUGUUGAGGGGAACGAUUCGCUAGUUGCGGGUCGGUGGCACUAUUGGCGUGGACAAAAGCUGCUUAAACAUGAGCUUGACAGUCCAUCAUUAUCAACAUUACAAUGUCAUCUGCUUUGUGCAGUCUACAUAUGUGGCGGAUCUUUCCACAAUAUGAUGAUCAGCACUGUGGGUCUCGCUGUAAGCACUGCUUAUAUGCUUGGUCUGCACCUGGAUCCCCCGCCGACCAUGUCCGAAAAGGAUCGCGAGAUGCGCAGACGGCUGUGGUGGGCAGUCUACGUCAUGGACAGCAAAUCUGCAAUGAAGCUCGGUCGCCCCUUUCUGCUAUCUAGCUCCCACGCCAUGCCGUCUCUACCCAGUGACGAUCUCACGGCCGCUGCGAGCUCCGGAUCCAUGUUUGCUCCUAUCGGACAAAAUGCUACAUGGCUGAGCUACAAUCUACAUACGGUCAAGCUUUACAUCGAAGCUCGAACAGCCCACACUGCCUUUUUCGAUCAGUAUAUCCAUAUGCCAGCGGGCCAAGCUUUAUGGGCUGAUCAUAAAACCCAAGCCUCCAGUGCGAGACUUCUAAACACACACGCCCAGAACUUUCAGGAAUGGGUCGAUGGUGUUCCUGAAUCUCUGAAAUUGAAGCGUCAAAACAAUGGUCGAUCUUUGUCCACGGAUCUCACCCCUAUUAUACUUGAGCCAUUUACCCCACCUUGGCUGCAGCGACAGCGCUUACUCCUUGAACACACAUACCAUCAUCUCAGCGUGAACCUCUAUCGUCCAUUCGUAUCCUUCACCUUGAAACCGCCGGCGGGUUCGAUGGCAGAGGAACUCGCCAUGAGAUGCGCUUCUCAUGCGAUAAUGUUGACGAUGAUCACGCACCAGACGCUCACAGAAUCGACGCACUUUGAUGGAUGGCUCGAGGUCUUCUUCUGCCAGUGGAAUGCACUUAUGACCCUUGUUGGGUUUGUGGUGUUGUUCCCGUCUUCGACCUUACUCAACCAGGCUAAGCAUGCAAUCGAACUCGCUACCUUGGUGUUCGAUAAUUACGGUGCCAAGUUUUCUGCUGCUGCAAACGCAGCGAAGAUUGUUCGUGAUCUAUCCGUCAAGAUUGAGUCCCUCGCAAAGCCCAAUGCAACUGGGUCCAACGCUACGAUAUUACCUCAAGACUUCGAAGCCAGCUCCUCAUCGGUGUCAGUUGAUCAAACCCUGCCAUCCCAUGAUCUUUUUGAUGCACCGGAGUUCAACCUAUUCGACAUGGCUGUCGACAUUGAUUUCUGGAAUAGUGCUGAGGCGCUUUGGCCCGGCCUUGACGACUUUUCACAAUUUCAAUCAGAAAUAUGA